Messenger RNA from Styela clava, 6361 nucleotides. The record is from RefSeq and is a predicted model, not a curated record. Lineage: Eukaryota; Metazoa; Chordata; Ascidiacea; Stolidobranchia; Styelidae.
GGAAUUAUUCAGAGAAGUACAGUAGGGAUUAGAGCUUCUAGUGAUAUGUUACGGUAAGUAGCUGCUGGUCAACAUCGAAGACUUACUGUGAAGAAAUCAAGUUCUAACUAAAUCUAGUUAUUCUUAUCAAGUAUGAACUAAUUAUUGUUCUAAAUUUGAACAUUUGAAAAAAAAAUUGUGAAUGAACGAACCAAAGAAAAUGGAUGAAUCUGAACUUGAAAAUGAAGAGUUGAAAAAGGAAGAGAUGAAAACAGAAGGAAAAGGGAAUAAGGCUGGUCCGUCAGAAUUUAAGCCGGGCAAGAGAGAGAGAAGGAAGAGCAGUUUUGAGUCUGAUGAAGACAUUGAUGACUUUGAUGAGGAGGAUUGUGAUGUCAUAAAAGUUUCAUCACCUACAGAAGGAUCAGUAGGACAAGAAGAAAUAAUAGACAAAGGAGAAGAAGCAGAUUCAGAGUCUGAUGAAUCAAUCCCUGAUACGAAGAAUUCUAAGAAAGAUAAGGUCGAAAAGAAGCGUUCAAGGACAAAAAAGAAGCAAAAAAUGUUUGGUAAAGAUGGACAAAUAACCGGAGAAACGAAGAAACGUACGAAAUCUCAACCUAACAAAAGGAAGAAAAUCAGAAAAAUCCUCACAGAAGACAAACUGCAAGAAGAAACAUUAAAAGCACUGAGAGAUGAAGAAGAAAGGCGGAAGCGUCUUGGACUUUUCGCAAACAGCGAGCGACGACGAAACCGAGAAGACUGCAAUACCAGUUCGAGUUUGGAUAUUUUGUCUGCGACCCCUGUUAGUGAAAUCGAAAGGAUUUUAUCCCCCCAAGUCUCAGUCAGUGAAACUAUGACUGCGUAUGAGACUAUUCUGCCACCAGUUUCCACGGCAACACCAAUGCUGCACCAAUCAGAAUCAACGGGAAGUUUAUCAAGCGAAGUGUCACGCUUCGAGCAACUUUUAAGAGAAGGGCCCUCUAGCGGCCAGACUAUGAGUAUUCAAACUCCCCAAACCCAGAAUAAUGUGACAAUGCCUUCUAGGGAACAAACUGCCGUAAACUUGACACAGUCAUCAUUACCGCAACCACUACUUGAAAAACAGUUUUUGGUGACACCCAGUGACCAAAUUUUAUCUUCAGUUCUCAACAUUUCUCCAAAUAUGCAAUUGUCCGCAACACAAACUGCCCCAAAGUAUACUUUCCCUACCCCCACACCACAAUCAAGAGAAAGUAUGCUGAAUGCUGCCCUAACAAAAUCAUUGACGCCAUCUAGCGGCAGUAUUUCAGCAGUUCCUAAUCUACCUACAGUACCGUUCCCAACCCAGCAGCGCUUCAGGCCUCCAGCACCUUUGAUGAGAAGACCUGCAGCCCAAAACUCAUCCGAUGUGAUCUGCAUAAGUAGUGGAAGCAGUAGCGAUGAAUCUUCAAAGAAAAAGUCCGCCAUGAAACGAUCAGAAACAAUUAAUAUCAGCUCAGGAAGUGAAAGUUCUGAUGAAGUUAUUUUCACUGGAACUGAUGAUAAUGAAAUCGUAGAAGACCCAGAUGUCAAUAACAGCGGAAUGCACGUCAAUGAUGCCAUGAAUCAACCCGACCAUGAGGGACGCGUUCUUGUGAAUAAAAACCGACCACCAGAUGAGCCAGAGAUAUUUUUAGCCUCCCGUCUUGCAAAAGCUGUUAAACCCCACCAGAUCGGUGGAAUCCGAUUCAUGUUUGAUAACAUCAUAGAAUCACUGGAGCAUUACAAGAAGAGCAGCGGCUUCGGAUGCAUACUUGCACACUCGAUGGGGCUAGGGAAAACAUUGCAAGUGAUUGCCUUCAUCGACGUAUUCCUGAGAUACACUGGUGCUAAAACAGCACUUUGUGUUGUACCGGUGAACACUCUUUUAAACUGGGUUGCUGAAUUUGAAAUGUGGCUUCCAAUGGCAAAAACUAACAAUACUAGUUCAUCUAUGCAAGAUGGCGUUGAAGACGACAAUUCAAAAAGAAGACAAUUCAAAGUUCGACUGCUUUCUGAGAUUCAUAAGACAACGGAAGUCAGAGCGCAAGUAAUAUCGUCAUGGAGAGCGGAGGGAGGUGUUUUGUUGAUGGGAUAUGAAAUGUUCAGGUUACUGACAAAUCAAAAACUGAGACGAAGACGGCGAAAAAAGACGAAGAACCGACCAUUAGGUGACGUAAUUGAAACGAUAGACCUUGAUGAAGAAGAUAGGAUUGCGGAAUUAACUUCAGAAAUUUAUGAAAACCUUGUGAAGCCAGGACCUGACUUGAUAGUCUGCGAUGAAGGCCAUCGUAUUAAGAACAGCCACGCCAGUAUUUCCCAAGCUUUGAAACAAAUCGCCACUAGGAGAAGAAUAGUAUUGACUGGAUACCCACUUCAGAACAAUCUAUUAGAGUACUGGUGCAUGGUGGAUUUUGUUCGUCCAAAUUUUCUCGGGACAAAGCAAGAAUUCUCGAAUAUGUUUGAGCGGCCGAUUUGUAACGGACAAUGUGCAGACAGUAACGAAUCUGACAUCAGGUUAAUGAGAUUCAGGUCGCACGUCCUUCAUUCGUUACUCAAAGGGUUCGUUCAAAGAAGGUCUCAUGUAGUUCUCAAAGAUUCUCUUCCACCGAAAGAAGAAUACGUCUUAAUGAUCCGGUUUUCUCCCUGGCAAAAGAAACUGUACAAUCACUUCAUUAAGAUGCAGAAAGAGAGUGGAUCAGGCAGUUGGUGUAGUUCUCUCAAUCCAAUCAAAGCUUUCUCAAUAUGUUGUAAGAUUUGGAACCACCCUGAUGUCUUGUACCGCACUGUGGUUCGUAAAACGAUCGAAGAACAGCAACAGAACAACGAUAGUUUACUGGACAACGAUCUUGACCUACCUGAUGCAAUUUUAGACGGAGUUUUGUCGAAGAAAAGGCGACAAAAAAAAGAUAUAAGCAACAUUUUGCUGUCGGAUAUUUGUUCCAGGUCGACUCCAACCACCACCGCCACAACAAACUCAUCAACAAAUUCUGCAGAAAACGGUAAACUUGUUCAAUCCGUCGGUUUUAAUCCUUUCGGAUCGGAAGAAAAGGACAAAGGAAUUAACUAUGACUGGGCGAAAGAACUUCUUCAUGACUACGUUCCUGAUCGUCUUGAAUUGUCCGGAAAGAUGUUGAUUUUGAUGCAAAUAAUUCACCACUCGGUGGCCUCAGGAGAUAAAUUACUCGUGUUUAGUCAGUCGCUGACAACAUUGACGCUGAUUGAAGAGUUUUUAAAUGAAAUGAACGUGCCAAACCCCCCCGGGGAUUCUAGGAAAUGGCGAAAAAAUGAAUCCUACUUUCGACUGGACGGCAACACCAACACUGCUGUCCGGGAGAGAAUGAUCCAGAUGUUCAAUGCAAAAGAUAACAAUACCGUUCAUUUGUUUCUGCUUUCAACAAGAGCUGGCUGUCUUGGCAUCAAUCUCAUUGGAGCAAAUCGUGUUGUUGUGUUCGAUAUCUCUUGGAACCCUUGCCAUGAUGCACAGGCAGUCUGCCGGGUUUAUCGGUAUGGACAGAAAAAGAAAUGUCUCAUAUAUAGGUUGAUAUGCGAUCAGUCCAUGGAAAAGAAAAUUUAUGAUCGGCAAAUCUCAAAGCAAGGAAUGUCUGAUCGCGUUGUCGACGAAUUGAAUCCAAUUCAGAGUCUCGAACGACAGGACAUCACGAAACUACUUGUCUACGAUGACGAGGAUCGACCGUUUGUUGAUCUCUCUGAAUGUGAGAAGGAAUGCAGUGAUAUGACCUUAGUGAGUGCUUGCAAGACAUACGGUCAAUGGUUCACAAAGAAGCCGUUUCACCAUGAAUCCCUUCUCAUGGACUGCAAAGGUUCCAGGCUGACCAAAGCAGAGAAAAGAGCUGCUCAGAAAGGGUAUGAGCAAGAAAAAAGAGCUGCCUCAUCAACAAACUACAGUCGGCCUUCCUACGUCAGUUUCUACGCAGCUGCUGGAUAUCCUCGGAAAACUAAAGCCGGAUCAAAAAGUAUUUUUGCCCAGAGCUCUACAACACCAGCUAGUGGCAGACCUGUUGCAAAUGUCCGUCCAAUUCAGUCGACGCCAUAUCCAAUGAGAGUUGGCGGUUCAGCGACCCCUACAGAUUCUCAAAUCAUUGCUCAUCUACAAAGAGCAGGAAUCAAUGUGCGAAAAACUAUCGCCACAACAGAUAUUCCUCUACCUCAAUCAGCUGCAGGUCCAAGCACAAAACCCCUUGUUGCAGCUGGCGAUUCGUUCUAUAUGAUACAAGGCACCAAGGGAAUGUAUAUUGGGACAACUACGGGAAGGAUAUUUGCGCUUAAAUCUCAUAAAGUUGAUGAGGGGAAAUCCCCCUCCCUUGUGAGAACACCUGGAGGGCAGGUGAUAACAUCUAAAGAGCAUGAAUCUCAACUGAUCAAGGCCGCAUUCAACUCUUUGCUUCGUCGAAACACUGGCACAAAUCAACCAAUCAGAUAUCCCUAUUUGCCUCAACAACCAAUCAGACCGCCGUAUCCUCAAAUAGGAAAUUACCAGUCGUUUCCGCAACAAAGUAACUUACUGAGCAUGAUUGCUGGACAAUCAGAUGACUCGGCAUCUUUGAGAAACCCGCAGAAUACGACUCCGCAAAUUUUACCAAAUUUAACACAGAUGCAACAAAAUUCUUCAAUCGAACAAAAUCUUCAACUGACUCCGCAAAAUUCACUAACGAAUCUGCAAAAUUUAGACAUGACUCAGAAGAAUUCAAUGAUGAAUCCGCAAAAUUAUUCAACUAUUAGUCGACAGUCGUCUAUAGACCAACAAGCGUCCAAUCAGAAUCCGCUAAUCUCAUCUAUCCUUACUCAGCAAAAUUUAAUGAUGAAUCAGCUUGUUCCAGGAGCGAAUCAGCUAAAUGCAGCCAUGAGUCAGCGAAAUUUAAAUAUGAUGCAGCAAAAUACUUUUCCGAGUCAGCAGAAUUCUGCGGUCAAUUCGUCAUUAUCCAACUUACUAAACUCGGAAAAUUCUAUGAAUGGUCAGCAAGGUGUUUCAAUUCCUCCACAAGAUGGCAGCAACAUGGGUGCAAUGAACCAUGAGAGUGUUGCUAUGGAUACAGAUUCUAAUUCUAGUUUUCCAACGGUCACACAGCGAAACUCUGCAAUUGAGAUUUCCUCCUUAGCAGAUUCAAACACGACACAUCAAUUCAAUUCGUAUGGAAUGAUGAGUCAUCAAACUGUACUAGGGUUGCCAGAUUCUGUGAAUUCGCAAAACAUGCUGCUUCAAAAUAUGAGUCAGCAAAUUGCGAACAUGACACAUGAAAACAAUUACAUGAGUCAGCAAAAUUAUCCAAGUAUGAGUCAGCAAAAUUUGAAUUUGCCAAACUACGUAACAGAGUCAACGAUUCAACAAAAUAGUACGUUACCCCCUACAUUUUUAAACCUAAUAAGUCAGCUGAAUGGAGCAAAAAGUGAUCAAAUGCAAAAUAUUCACAAGCUAGAUUCCGCUCUUUCUAACCAACAAACAGACUCAACUACUGGAACUGCCAAUCAAACUGAAACAAACGAUACCUAUUCGUCAAUACGAGCUAUGCCCACCGAGUAGAAAACCUGGUAUUCUCGUAGUAUGUGUACCAGUUAAUGUUAGGCCCUAAUUUCAUUCCGAUUUCCUUUAUUUUAGUUCUAUUACGAGUUCGGGGACUGUCUGCGUUAGCCAAGUGAAUAUACCCCCUGCCCAUAGGCUUCCGUCCCUCUACACAACUUCAUGUAGAAUAGGAAAAAAAUUAGCUCCAUAUUGGUACACACACUUAUGGAAAGCCAAAAACCCCGCCCUUUCAAUCGCCCCUGAUUCGUUGUCAACAUGUCAAUCAAUCUUAAUUCAAAUGUUAGUAACACAGGUUGAAUCUGACGCCCACCACCUCGUUCAAAUUGGUUCUCAAACUUUUGAUAUUAUGGAGCCUGUGAAGUAGUUGAAUAUUAUUUACGGAGUUCCACGAUGACACAUUGUUACCUAUAUUAAUCAAUGUCCCGGAGUAGAUUAAAAUUUUGUAUUUAAAAAUAUUCAAUAUUUCAACAAGUAAAAGGAUAGCUUGUAGAACCUCUAGGUUUCUAUUCCAGCUCUGAGGAUUCGUUUGAAGCAAUUGAGAAAAUAUGCCUUGCAUAUCAAUAACUAUUUUGAACUAACUUUUCAGUUGCUACUUUUUAUAUUUUACUUCAUUUAGUAUAAUUGAUUAUUUAUUUAUUGCACUUUUUUCACUUUCAAUUAUUUGUAUAGCUUGUACUAAGGAAUUUGUAUGAAAUAUUUUUUUGUUUUUCAAAGGAAUUGGUCUUGAUGGACUUUUAGUCUAAAAGCUGUAAACUAGUGUUUAAUUUGAUGAUUUUAAAUAUAUCUUGCUAGCCCUCCAAAUCUUUUUUUGUGGGAAGGGGGAAGGACAUUUUUUUUUCAAUAUAA